UCUCUACUUUCAAAAGGCCACUGGCUUCCUACUAACACCAUUCCUUACACCGCCGUCUCUGACCAUUUCGUUUACUCCGAACUGAAAAUGUGUCCACACGCCAACGGCGACUCUCUCGCAAGCGAUCCCUCUCAGAUGGUGGCUGUAGACAUGUCCAAUGGCUCCUCCACCCACUCUUCUUCCGUUAAGACGAACGGGGUGAACGGCCGUAUGAACGGUGUAAACGGGGCGGCCAAGGCAUUAGAGCAGCAGCGACGAAACCCGUAUGCUCCCCGUGCAUCUGAUUUUCUGAGCAAUGUAUCCAACUUCAAGAUCAUCGAGAGUACCCUGCGAGAGGGUGAACAGUUCGCCAACGCGUUCUUUGACACCAAGACUAAAAUCGCCAUCGCGAAGGCGCUUGAUGCCUUCGGUGUUGAGUACAUCGAGCUCACAAGUCCUGUUGCUUCCGAGCAGUCAAGACUGGAUUGUGAGGCUAUUUGCAAGCUCGGCUUGAAGGCUAAGAUCCUCACUCACAUCCGUUGCCACAUGGACGACGCUCGGAUCGCGGUCGAGACCGGCGUGGAUGGUGUCGAUGUCGUUAUUGGAACCUCUUCCUUCUUGCGGGAAUUCUCCCAUGGAAAGGAUAUGGCUUAUAUUACCAAGACCGCGAUUGAGGUGAUCAACUUCGUGAAGAGCAAGGGCAUCGAAGUCCGGUUCUCGUCAGAAGAUUCGUUCCGAUCUGACUUGGUUGAUCUGCUCUCGAUCUAUCAAACUGUCGACAAAAUCGGUGUCAACCGGGUUGGCAUCGCUGAUACUGUUGGCUGCGCCAACCCUCGUCAGGUGUACGACCUCGUGCGCACCCUUCGCGGGGUUGUCGGCUGUGAUAUCGAAAUUCACCUACACAAUGACACCGGCAUGGCUAUUGCAAAUGCCUACUGCGCUCUCGAGGCUGGUGCAACGCACAUCGACACGUCUGUUCUCGGUAUCGGCGAACGUGUCGGCAUCACCCCACUCGGCGGUCUCGUAGCGUGCCUGUACUCCGCGAACCCCGAAUACGUCAAGAGCAAAUACAACUUGUCGAUGCUCCGUGAGAUCGAGAACCUGGUUGCCGAGGCGGUCGAGGUCAAUGUACCGUUUAUGAACCCGAUCACUGGGUACUGCGCUUUCACACAUAAGGCCGGUAUCCACGCUAAGGCUAUCCUCAACAAUCCGUCGACAUACGAGAUCUUGAAGCCUGAGGAUUUUGGUCUCACGAGAUACGUCUCCAUCGGCCACAGGCUGACAGGCUGGAAUGCCGUCAAGAGCCGUGUAGAGCAGCUUGGUCUCAAGCUCACCGACGAGGAGAUCAAGGAUGCGACAGCCAAGAUUAAGGAGCUCGCUGACGUCCGCACGCAAUCGAUGGAUGACGUCGAUUCGCUUCUCCGCGUGUAUCACUCAGGCAUUCAGUCCGGUCAACUCGCGGUCGGACAGAAGGAGGCGCUCGACCGCCUUCUCCGCAAGCACCGUGAGGGCACGAUGGACAGCCGCGAGGCAUCUCUCAGCAGACCCCCGAGCCCGGCGCCGGUCGCUGCAUGAGCGCGCUUCGUUUGCCCAUAUAGGAAAAGGUCCAUGUAGAUAUGGUGGUGUCCACUAGCUCUAUAUGUUCAAAAAAGGCAGCGUUGCAGACUUUCCGUGCGCUGUGCUUCUACUCUGUCAGUAGCUCGCGGUGCCUGACAGAUGUAAUUGCUGUUCCUCAGUUUACUCGUGUGCAAUUCUGCUCCGGCGUACGCUACGCUCCGUAUGCGACUUACCUCAUGUUCGGACUGAUACUCGUGUAAAUUAAGCUUAGCUUGUAUGAAUGUACGAUAGCAAAUGCCAAUAGCUAAGACGCUAUUGACACCACGUUGAAAUAUACAAAUAGAUCUGUCAAUGGUG
Messenger RNA from Laetiporus sulphureus 93-53, 1893 nucleotides. RefSeq names its product homocitrate synthase. The record is from RefSeq and is a predicted model, not a curated record. The coding region runs from base 88 to 1554 and encodes 488 amino acids. The transcript has 8 exons. Gene Ontology annotation, cellular component: mitochondrion. Gene Ontology annotation, molecular function: homocitrate synthase activity. NCBI's taxonomy places the organism in Eukaryota, Fungi, Basidiomycota, Agaricomycetes, Polyporales, Laetiporaceae.